Molecule: messenger RNA, 774 nt
Organism: Mesorhabditis belari
Lineage: Eukaryota; Metazoa; Nematoda; Chromadorea; Rhabditida; Rhabditidae
Source: the annotation of a GenBank genome assembly
AUGGCCGUCGGUAAAAGCAAAAAGAUGGGCAAGAAGGGAGCCAAGAAGAAGGUGGUCGACCCAUUCACCCGCAAGGAGUGGUACGAUGUGAAGGCCCCAACGAUGUUCUCGCAACGACAAAUCGGAAAGACCCUUGUCAACAAGACUGUCGGAACAAAGAUUGCCGCUGAUGGAUUGAAGGGCCGUGUAUAUGAGGUGUCGCUCGGUGAUCUCAACAGCUCUGAGUCCGACUUCCGCAAGUUCCGUCUCAUCUGCGAGGAUGUGCAAGGAAAGAACUGCUUGACCAACUUCCACGGAAUGAGCUUCACCCGCGAUAAGAUGUGCUCCAUCGUCAAGAAGUGGCAUACAAUGGUCGAGGCGAACGUUGCCGUGAAGACAACUGACGGUUAUCUUCUCCGUGUCUUUUGCAUCGGAUUCACCAAACGUCAACCAAAUCAAGCCAAGAAAACCACCUAUGCUAAGGCUUCAAAGGUUCGACAGAUCCGAGCAAAGAUGGUGCAACACAUCCAAAAAGAAGUCAGCGGCUCUGAUCUGAAAGAAGUUUGUUCGAAGUUGAUCCCCGAUUCAAUUGGCAAAGACAUCGAGAAGGCCUGCCAAUUCACGUACCCCCUCCAAGACGUGUACAUCCGCAAAGUGAAGAUCCUCAAGAAACCCAAAUUCGAGAUGGGACGUUUAAUGGAUGUGCAUGGGGAUUCGGGAGCUUCCACUGUUGCUGCUGAUGGAACCAAGAUCGAUCGUCCAGCUGGAUAUGAGCCACCCGUACAAGAUGCCGUC